AUGACCUUCUCUGUGCUUUUGCUAGUUUAUUUGCUACCGAAUCUGACCCUUCAAGCAUCUGUGAAGUCUGGCAUAGUAAACGGGAAUGAAGCUAGACCUCAUUCAAGACCCUACAUGGUUUCUGUUCAAUGCAAUAGGAAACACAUAUGCGGUGGCUUCCUUGUGUCUGAGCAGUUUGUCAUGACGGCUGCCCACUGCUUUGUAAAUGGCAAAGAGCUGACGGUUGUGGUUGGAGCUCAUGAAUACACAGAUGGUGCUAGCCGCAUGGAUGUGAAGUUCUACCACAUCCACCCUGGGUUUGAGUCUAAAACUCUGCUAAAUGACAUCAUGCUACUUCAGCUACAUAAAAAGGUCAAAAAGAGCAACAAAGUCAACUGGAUCCCAAUACCAAACGCAGACAAGGACAUCAAGGCCAAGACUAAAUGCAGUGUUGCAGGAUGGGGGAAAAACACCACCCAUGGUGAAGUAAGUGCCAAACUUAUGGAGGUGAACGUCACUCUUUUUGACAAAAAAGCAUGUCAGAAGUACUGGGGACCAACAUACUCCACUUCAAAGAUGAUGUGCACAGGUGGUCAUGGAGGAUUUUGCCAGGGAGAUUCCGGAGGACCUCUGGUGUGUGACAAAGUUGCAGUUGGAAUUGUUUCAUUCAAUGAGAAAAACAACUGUGAUUCCCCAACAAAACCGAAUGUCUACACCCAGAUUUCCAAAUUUCUGUCAUGGAUAAAAUGCAUUGUUGGUGGUGUGAAGGAAGAAUUUGAAUAAUAAACAUUUUUUCUAACAUAAACAUACUUAUGUUAGAAUACUAUAUUCUAACACACUCUGUUGUUUGUACGUGUGGAUUUCUGUUGAUCAUUUUAUAAUCUGAAUGAUUGAUUUGAACAUUAAAUGCUUUUGAGUGGAAAGUUAGUUUCAACCCUUCUCAGCAAAGCGGGUUUCCUGUGGGGGCUCAGCUCAUCAAAU
Molecule: messenger RNA, 960 nt
Organism: Danio rerio (zebrafish)
Lineage: Eukaryota; Metazoa; Chordata; Actinopteri; Cypriniformes; Danionidae
Source: RefSeq, a predicted model, not a curated record